AUGUCUGUAAACAAAUGUUUAUUUACUAUUACUUCUGGAGUUUUACUUGCUUUUUUUUUUCUUUCCUUUUCUUGCGUUUAUAUCCUUUCAUAUCUCCGCCCUUCAUCUAACCACAUAUCACCCACGCAGACGAGUUACACUCUCUCUCUUAACCUGGUUCCUAGCAUACGUGAAGCACUAGUCUCCACAGCGUUGCUAAAAUACACCAUCUGCAAAAACAUUUCUUGGUUUGUCCUUCGGACCAUUGAUCUAUCUAUCUAUCUAUCUAUCUAUCUAUCUAUCUAUCUAAGGCAAUUCCUAUCUAUCUAUCUAUCUAUCUAUCUAUCUUUCUCUCUCUCUCUCUCUCUCUCUACCUAUCUAUUUAUCUAUCUAAGGCAGUUCAUAUCUAUGUAUGUAUCUAUGUAUCUAAGACAGCUCAUAUCUAUAUGUCUGUCUAUCUAUCUAUUUAUCUAUCUAUUUAAGUACAAACCUAUAUAUGUAUGUUUGUAUGCAUCUAUCUAUCUAAGGCAGUUCAUAUCCAUCUAUCUAUCUAUCUAUCUAUCUAUCUAUCUAUCUAUCUAUCUAAUGAAGUUGAAAUUUGGCCUACCAAAAAUCGUUGCUUGCCCCCUUAUCCUGGCGCGAACGCAAAUCCCUGUGGCCAGAGAUAAUUUUACGACCGUCUUUUUCUACAAGCAGACCCCUAUUAUGUAUUUCUUUGCAAUACUUUCGUUCCAUCUCUUCCGCAACAAGACGAACAGGCGUACAUAUAUAUAUGUCGACAUUUCACGCCUAAGAAACACUUGA
Messenger RNA from Acanthosepion pharaonis, 783 nucleotides. Lineage: Eukaryota; Metazoa; Mollusca; Cephalopoda; Sepiida; Sepiidae. The record is from the annotation of a GenBank genome assembly.